Messenger RNA from Clupea harengus (Atlantic herring), 2936 nucleotides. It is a transcript of the gene sgms1a, whose product is annotated as sphingomyelin synthase 1a. The record is from RefSeq and is a predicted model, not a curated record. Gene Ontology annotation, cellular component: plasma membrane; Golgi membrane; endoplasmic reticulum membrane. Gene Ontology annotation, biological process: sphingomyelin biosynthetic process; ceramide biosynthetic process. Lineage: Eukaryota; Metazoa; Chordata; Actinopteri; Clupeiformes; Clupeidae. Gene Ontology annotation, molecular function: protein binding; sphingomyelin synthase activity; ceramide cholinephosphotransferase activity.
CCUUAACUGAUAACAUUUCAGUAGGCUACUCGUAGCUAACGGAGUGGGGAAUCUGCCUGUUUUUUACAAAGUGUACACUCUUUGGUUGUCAACUCGAAGGUGAUCAUAAAUGGCGCGUCACGGAAAGCGGUCUCUUAGUGUAGAUUUUCUUGGAGAAACUAGAGACGAGACCAUAUUUUAAAAUACUUGGCUAUAUUUUUGUCCACUAUUUAUACGCCACAUUCCAGUGCUAGCUACCAGUCACAAGCCGUCAGAUGUAACGUUAUGCGGUAAGUGAAAUACAAACAAUAACACGUCUCCCUACAUUGAUCACAGUAAUUAAAUCCAUAGUCGUAGCCAAAUAGUUGCGAACAAGGUGUGUCUAUGGUAUUUUAUUUCUUACUAACGAGCCAACCUUUGCACUGUAACGUUAAUCCAUAGCCUACUUAACGCAACUAUCCAGCAAGCUGGUUACAGCGACGUCAUGGUUGGAAAACAACAGUGGGAUAUGAUUUUAAGUUACUUGAGUCUCGCUUAGGUUACGCUGCUUAAAGACAACCUUUUAGGCGGUCAAAAGGCUGGACGUGCCCGUGUGGAGCGAGCGUUACUCCUGUCCGUCAGUCAUCUGAGGGAGAGACCGAGAGGGUAAGAGGGCGAGGCGGCUGUGGUCGGACCAAACCCCCACCCACCUCUCCUCUCCUCUCCUCUCCUCUAUCCACCCAGCUGCUGUCCUCCAAUGUCCCAGAGGAAGGGUGUGCCAAGCCUGGGGAGGAGACCGUUGACUGUCACCUCGAGUGUCAACCACGCCAGCCUCCCUCCAGAGGCCCCCCUUGGUCACUUCCUGCUCUGACCGCGCCCCUGCACCCCCAGCCCCCCCUCCACCCCUCCUCCUGCAGGGUCAGCUGACCAUGAAGGAGGUGGGCCAGUGGUCGGAGGAGGAUGUGAUUGAUUGGCUGACGGAGGAGGGCAUGCAGGAGUACUCGGAGGCCUUCCGGCAGCUGGACGGUCCGAGCCUCUUGCGCCUCUCUGAGCAGGACUUCCGCGGCCCGCCUCUCUCGCUGGUCUCCGGGGACAACGGCCGGCAGCUGCUGGACCGCCUGGAGACGCUCCGCAUCGCCCACCACAUGGAGGCGCACAAGGACGGCCAUCAUCAUCACCACCAACACCACGGCAAGAGUCACCACGCCAACGGGCAUGCCCUUGGCAACGGCACGGCCAAGCAGCACCACAACGGCAUGCCAAAGAACGGUUUCCAUUCGGACCAGGUGCACAUCAAGAUCCCGCUGCCGCAGCCGGCGCCCGAGCGCUUCCCGGCCGAGUGGAGCAAGACCGGCACGGCCUUCCUGUACGCCGUCUGCUGCUUCCUCACCACCAGUGUGGUCAUCUCGGUGGUGCACGAACGCGUCCCGCCCAAGGAGAUCUCACCGCCGCUGCCCGACAAGUUCUUCGACUUUUUUGAUCGUGUGGAGUGGGCCUUCUCCAUCUGCGAGGUCAACGGCAUGCUGCUAGUGUUCCUCUGGCUCAUGCAGUGGAUGCUGCUCAAACACAGGUCCAUUGUGGGCCGUCGGUUCUUCUUCAUCGUGGGCACACUCUACCUGUACAGGUGUGUCACGAUGUACAUCACCACCCUGCCGGUGCCUGGCAUGCACUUUAGAUGCGCGCCCAAGCUCUCUGGCAGGUGGGAGGCUCAGAUCCACAGGAUAAUGAAGAUGAUUGCUGGCGGCGGGUUGACAAUCACAGGAUCCCACUCUAUGUGUGGAGACUACCUGUACAGCGGCCACACCGUGAUGCUCACACUAACUUAUCUCUUCAUUAAAGAGUACUCUCCAAAGAGGUUCUGGGUGUAUCACUGGGUCUGCUGGACCCUGAGUGUGGUGGGGGUCUUUUGCAUCUUACUGGCCCAUGACCACUACACUGUAGACGUGCUGGUGGCGUACUUCAUCACCACACGCCUCUUCUGGUGGUAUCACACGCUAGCCAAUCAGCCGGUUCUGAAAGAGAGCUCCCAAGGAAACCUCUUCUCCCGGGUCUGGUGGUACCGUCUGUUCCAGCACUUUGAGCACAACGUCCAGGGCACGGUCCCGAGGAGCUAUCAGCUGCCGCUGCCAGGGCGCAUAUUACCGUGGAUAAAUACGGUGAAAUACAGCAGACUGGAGACGCUGUGACCCAGGUCAUGUGACGGGAGUGGAACAGUGUGGGACUCCGCGGAGCGAGAGGCCAUAUAAACUCCUCCUCAUUAGACUACAUACCUGCUAAAUGGCUCAGCACUGUGAUCUAUCGUUAUUUGUAUUGACAUUACUUUGUAUUUGAUUUAUUGGAAGAUAUUGUAAUUUACUGGACUAACAUGUGUAUCCUGAACAGUACUUAAAGAUGACUGGAGUUGGAAAGCCUCAACCCGCUAUUCCUCAAAAUGGAGCUUUAGCAUUUCAGAAAUGCAAUAUUUUCUUCUUUUUUUUUUUUUUUAACUUUGACAGUUUAUGAGUAAAUCCUUCAAACUUUGAUUCUGUGCUUAGAAUCAUGGUUGUACCCAUUACAGUGAAGGAUAGAGUACAAUUAUAUAACUUGUAAAGGUGAGUUCUCUCUUAAACUGUUAAACAGUCUCACACUCUUAUAGAAGCAGAUUUGUUUUGGGUUUUAUACAUCUGUAGACGCGCCCUCUUUUGUACAUGUACAAUCUUUACAAAUGCGGCAAGGGUGCAAAACAGUUUUUUUGUUUCUCUAUAUCUCACAGGUCUAUUUUUCAAAACAAUGUUCAAUAUCUUUAUUUCUUUUCUUUUUCUUUUUUAGAUUUGUACCUUUUCGUAAUGAGUGCUGAAUGCUGGAUAAUGUUAAAAUGAUGUGUUUAGUGUUCAAUCAGUGCCUUUAUAAUUAUGAUUGUAAUUUGUGUGUGUAACUUCGACAACACAAAAAUGUCCCGUGUGUGUGUGUGUGUGAGAGAGUGAGAGAGAGAGGAGAGA